AUGCUAAAAUUGAUUACUAGAGGAUAUCAAUUUGCAAGACAAACAAAAUAAGCAAAGCAAAAUAAAUAAACUUAGGAAAAUAAAGAAAGUGAUGAGAAAAUGAAAAAAAUGCAACAACUAAUCCUUAAACUUCUGAUGCUUUAGAUAAAUACAUAGACUCUUUUGGCAAUAGCUCUUUUUCAAGUCUUAUAACCAAAAUUUCAAAAGAUAUAACUUCAGAGCAUAGCCAUUUUUAAUCAAGCCUAACAAAAUAAAGAUUUAAGGUCAUUAGUGAAAGAUAAAAAUUCUGAAUUCAUGAAACAAGUUUUAGAAUUAUAGAAUAGUAUAGCUCCCAAUACAAUUAUAAAUAAUGAUGAAAAAUCAUCAUCCUAAGUGAAAUAAAAGAAGAAGAAAUGA
Molecule: messenger RNA, 396 nt
Organism: Paramecium tetraurelia
Lineage: Eukaryota; Ciliophora; Oligohymenophorea; Peniculida; Parameciidae
Exons: 3
Source: RefSeq, a predicted model, not a curated record